AUGUCAAUUGCUACGUGGAAGCGUCACAUGACACCAUGUCCAAGCCCCAGCACAGAGCCCCGUUGGAAGAACAAUACGUCAUUUGUCAGUCGCUUUUCCACCAGACGGCGCGAUCGUUCUUCUCAAGUGACAAACAACGUACAGUCACCAAUGGUGCCCCGACAAAUUCGCAAAGCUUUCAUGGCGGGAGAUGAGGAGAUUUCUGAAUCUUUGAACAGAAGUCAACUGAGUCUGUCCGUUGGGGAUCAAGAUCAUGUAUCGGUUCGAAAAGAAAGUUCGAUAUCUUCAGUUUACACCAAAGAAUCCGAAGCUUGUUCGAUUCUGUAUCCCACACAUUUUUUUAUAACUUCUAUCUUUCUUUCGCCAUUACUUUUUUUCUUUUCUUUACUCUUCAAGAUUUCAUUAUCCAUUUUCCUCUUUCUCUUCUUACUUUUCUCCCUUUUUAAUCUUUCUUCCUCUCUAUAUAUACCUUGA
This is a messenger RNA of Acanthosepion pharaonis, 474 nucleotides long. The record is from the annotation of a GenBank genome assembly. Lineage: Eukaryota; Metazoa; Mollusca; Cephalopoda; Sepiida; Sepiidae.